UUUUAUCAAAAGGGACAUAUAAAACAAGUGCCGAUUUAAUAUCACCAUAAACAUAAUUUUGUAUCUGUUCUUGUAAGUAAUCUCUAUUCGGUUUGGUGAAUCUUCGGUUUGGUGAACUAGAACAACCAUACUCUUUGUCUUUAGAUCAUUGACUCAGCCUCGCCACUUCCAUGCAUACGAAAGCAGGAAACAAUCAGAAUCACUCGCCCCAAUAUUUUUAAACACAAUCAAAGCGUGUUGUUAAUAGUUUUCUAUGUCCCAUUAGGAUUAGCGUCCCUAGUGCUUCUCGCGCUUCACGGACAUAGUCAUAGAUUAAAACAGAUGGAAUAUUUUUGGAACGUUUCAUCAAUGAGUCUUAAAUUUUCUAAAUCCCUCCAGAACUACAACUACAAGAAAUAGAAUGGUGCUUCUAGAGAAGCUGAUGCCACUAGAAGUCUAAUUUGUACUCGCACCACCCAAACGUCGCAUUCAUGGUGAUCAGCUGCGUUUUCACAACAGGGUCUGCGAUAUCCUGUACGCUGAUCUAGUUUGCGUUUAGCGAAAGCUCACAACGCCCGCGAAGGGCGAAAAAGACAAAGAGGGGAAACCCUCUUGAGCUUGAACUUGGACUCCUCCACUGAAACUCAUUGACCUUUCAGGACCUACUUGCCGACGGGCUACAACUUCUACUGGUGUCUUGUUACCAUCAAGAAUACUAGAGAUAGAGUGUCGUGUGCGACAACUCUUCCCGCCCACGACGUGACGUCAAGUACGAGCUCCUGAGGCUGAGGCUACCUAGGCGGGCCCGAAGCAGCAGCAGAAAACAGGAAAGAAGUACAGACGAGUCGAAACCUUACUGGAAGUGGAGCAAGGCGUGUCAAAUACGUGGGAAAGCGCAGACGGCGAACCCAGCCCCGCAUCAGGCGGUGCCCUUGGGGCCGACGUGAAGGUGUCCUACUCGAGCUUGAACAGUCAGCGCUUUUUGCUGAAGAAGAUCCACUCAUCAUUUCAUCAGAAAUAAUGUCGCGGAGCUUGGGACCACAUCAGUCCGUGUGUCUAGCCCCUUCAUCAUUCUAAAACAGCCGCUCUAUUAAUCGUUUUUACGUCUCACACUUCAUCUCAGAAAUGAUUCCCCUCAUUAAUCAGAAGAAAAAUACAAACCGAAAGUUCAUCUCCCCAACGAACACGACAACGAUCAGAAGUAGUGAAGCGGAGCUACUGGGCUGACGCAAGUAGUGAAGAAAGUAUUCGGAACUUUCGGAAUUCAAUCAAAAUCGCAGCACGACCGGUUUAAGCGGAGGACAAAACCUUCUCAUCUCGAAGGACCACGUCAACAAGCACCAGGGGAAGCGUUCAACGAACUGUCGAUGCAAGUAGAAUCACAGCCAGUCUUACUUUUACUAGUUGUACAAGAACUACAUCAUGGGUUCUUAUCUUUCCGCUCCUGUGACGCGCAAGGAGAGCGUGGAAGGGAAAAGUGAAAGCAAUCCUUAUGUCGCGGAUUGCGCAUGUACGGGGAUGCAAGGAUGGCGCAAAAAGAUGGAGGAUGCGCACAUCUGUCUUCCUGACUUGCAACUUGCCAAUCUGAUCGAUCAAAAAGAGGAAUUACAGGUAUUUUAUUUAGCGUCGAUAUUUAUUAUCAUGGGUGAAAGUAUUUAUAUCUUUUCAGGGAAAUAAUCUUAGGCAGAUUGCCGAGUAGGUUCCCAACUCAUGAUCUAUAUCGUUUCAAGGAAAACCAAAAUUCUUGUCAUUUAUUUGUUUUUGAUGAUCGUUUUUCCAUUUCUUUAGAGGCAGGACUUCGACUUACUAGUUUCAAUUUCAGCAUUCAAUUCAUGUCCACCAAACCAAUACUUUUAUUCUGUGAACAAUGCAGGACCGAUGGAAGGGAUAUUGUCUUUUCAGUGUCUUUGACGGACAUGGAGGCAAAGCGGUAGCAGAUUUCUGCCAGAAGUUUGUGCCAGAGCUGCUCAUACGGAGAAAUCCCGAGGAUCUGGAAGCAUUACUGGUGCAGUUGCAUCACAGGCUGGAUGACCUUCUUAGGGAUGAAGGGUACUUAAAAUGUGAAUUAUCUUCUGUCACUGUGACAAUAAUUGAUGAGAUUGAAAUAAUAACCAUGAUGAAGUAGUAGAUUCAAUAUACUAUGAAGUAGAUUCAAUCUACUUCUACUUUUAUAGAUCCUUAUCGACCAGGCAUACGUAUUUAUAUGUAACAAACUAUCUUCUACUUCUAUCUCUUUCACUUACCCACAAGCAACAGCUUCCGCAACGCAUUCGGUCUCUGUGAGGGCCCGCCUGGCGGUCCUGGCGGUUUUCAUUCAACGGCAGCAACCCCUGGACGCGGCACAUCAACUCGCAGUACUGCAGGAGGAGCAUUAGGGAGAGUAGAUUUAAGGCUUGAUGUCCUAAUUGUAAUUCAUCUGAUAAAUAAUAGGAUUAGGAGCACCCAUCUAGCACUACUACUUUGACCCCCUCAAAUUUCUUCUGUGCUAGUACUACUACUUUGAACCACCUCUACUUUAUUUUAUUCUUUGACGGUGGUGGUCGUCGUCGUGGAGAGAAAACACGUCAGAGACGAGAGUCUCUAGAUUGUUGAGUUUUAGGUAAGCCCACUCUAACAGAUCCAGAUGCUACAGGAACAACUUCCGAUAGUACAGGAUCAAACAAAGCACUGACGUUACUCCAGAAAAGCAUAGAUAAGGACUUGCUGGGCGCCAAGAGUAAGGGAUCACUCACGCAGAAAGAAGCAACCAAUGUGAUGGUAAAGAUGAUGCUAUUGAAAGAACUGAAGUUAAGCAGGCGUCGAUUAUACAGAGGAAUACAUAGAUAGUGUCUUGCUGUGGUUAAUAUACAUUCAUAGGAAUACGUAGAUUUAGAUAGUGUCUUGAUGCUGUGGUGAAAGUGAAGGGUAUUGCUCUGCAAGGAAAAAUGAAGAAAGAAGAAAGAAAGAAUGAGUUCUCCAUCUCCUUUUAUAUGAAUUACAGGAUUUUUUAGGAAGAACAGUCUCAACUACAAUACCAUCUCAGAGAAGUCGGACCCAUUAACAUAACCAAUAGUAUCUUGUUGAUGCUAUGCUCUAAUCAAGAGGAAAAACAGUGCUGACAGCGGCGAAAAAGGAUCAGCAUCAGAAGAGGAGCAAAAGCGUACUAGUGGAGAACCAGGCACAUCCAAUCCAAGUAGCAGUUCCACUUCGACCGCUACGACAACAGAUGAAAACCUCAACUCCUUGGAAGAAGAUCGGCAGGAGCAAAAAGAGAACAACUCAUCUAGUUGUACCACAACAUCAUCAACUCCCACACCCACAACGGAGGAAGAGAAGCGGAGAUGUAUGCUGAGGAGUCUGUGGGACUUAGAUACGCAAUCUAGUGCCUUCAAGUGCGCCUCCAGGUUAUCUGCCAUAUCCUCUACGUCCACAGCCGCGUCAUUCGAGAACGAAGGAACAGUUGCCACUAAGUGCAAGUAGUGUAUCUUUGAGUUUGAUCUGCAUGUUGAAACGGAAUAUAUUAGUUCCUGUAGGAAAUCUUAGGCAGACUGCCGAGUAGAUUCGCGUCGUCAGUUCCUGUAGGAUAAUUAUCGCUGUUCUCCGAAUCGGUAAAUCUAAUAUCUUAUUUCCCACUUUCAAUAUCAACGUCAGGGAAAUCUUAGGCAGAUUGCCGAGUAGAUUCAGAUCAUCAUCAAGGAGAAAAUUAGGGAAAACGCAUCUGUUCUAAUCCAUCCACCUCCCCAUCGUCGAAGGCACAAGUGAUUCCACCAAGAAGUGUCUCACAUCCAACACCCUCUGUGAAACCCAACGUUGACGGCAUAGCCAGAUUUAUAGGUUGCACCGCAGUUCAAGCCCUAAUCACGCCGUCUGGAGAGGUACAUAUUUUUAGGGUCAAUCUCAUAUCAUCUACGUUGCGCGCAGGAAUUCCAAACAAUAAUACUUUUAAAUAAACCAAUAAAGUCUUUCUCUCUUAAUCAUGAAUCCAGGUCGUAGUGGCGAAUGCAGGAGAUAGUCGCUGUAUCAUAGGGAAGAGAGGGGGAAUUGCGCAUGCUCUGUUACGGCCAGCAUUGACCUAGUCAGCUCUCGGGCCAUUUGGCUACAAACCUUCUCCCAUGAUAGGCUACAACAAACGUUUUAACAUUCCGGAAAAGAAAAAGGCACACCCGCAUGCGAAACACGCUAUUAGCGCCAUGAAUUGUUGAAGCACACUCUAACUUCCUCUGAAGACCACAAACCAGAUCAGGAAAGAGAGUCCUCUCGAAUCGUUAGUGCAGGAGGGCGUGUGGAAGUCUGUAGACCUGUAGCCGCGAAUGGUCGGACGCAUCACCGAGUGAAUGGGAAUCUAAACCUCAGUCGAGCCAUCGGUGAUUUGGAAUAUAAGCAAAGGCAAGACUUGCCACCGCAAGAACAAGUAUACUACCUGUAAUUUCAAAUGGCAUUGCUUAUUAUGUUGUGUUCACAACUUCUUAGUGCAUGGAAGAAGUACUUCAACUUCUUCUUGUUGCUAAGGUCAUCCUCUAGGUAGCAGGAACAGUCGACAACUACUGUUCCCUAUUUUCAGGUUAUCGUGUCGACGCCAGACGUUGUAAGGUAUAAGAUUCAGGAGGGAGACGAAUUUCUUGUCCUUGCGUGCGACGGUGUCUGGGAUAUGAAGAUUACGGCUUGACUUUUGAUUCUCGAAGUAAGAUCAUCUCUUUGCUUGUCGUGGAUACACCUUGUGUGAGAACGAAGCAACGGCGUCCUAUCCUAUCCUACCCUAUGGUUAUCUAUAUUUUUCAUAUCAACUACAUGUCGAGUUGAUGUAGCUAGAUUUUAUUUUUGUUGAUCAAAGAAAGAGAAACAAGUACAACAAGAAUAUGAUUUCCUUCUCAACACAAACAGAAGAUCCUGCGUGCUGCGUGCACGUUCCGGGAGGGCUCGGGGUGCAGGAUCGAUAAAUAACCCAAGCUACUUAAUUACGAUCGCUUUCUAAAUCCAGCAACCAAGAGGUGGUAGAUUUCAUUCGAGGGCGGAUGCGCAAGCAAAUGCCACUGAAGCAAAUAUGUGAGGAGCUUUUGGACGCUUGCCUCGCAGACGACCCAAGAAACAGAGGUGGACUUGGAGGAGAUAACACCACAGUCAUUGUUGUGCGGCUUAAGGAUCCUCUUUCUGCUACUUCUACUGUGUCGUAACUUUGUUGUGGUGAAAAAAUGAGGUUUUCAAGAAGUAGUUUGUAACCCUAAAUGUAUUCUUACAAGUAGUUCCCUAACCCUAUACCUAGACCUACAAGUAGAUUUCCGAGUCUAACUAUCGUCGUGAACACUAACAAAUACAGGAACGCCAGUGGGUUGUAUCAAAUCUUCCUACAUCCAAAUCUAAUCUAUCAGUUGAACACUAACAGGAGCAAGACCAUUACCUUGUAGCCUGUCAGAGAAGUUCAUACAGAGGACGCCUUUUUACGUAGCUCGCAUUGUAUAGAACAAUCAAAGGCAGAUACGUACGGUUGUAGGAAUGUUAGUUUCAGGUAAGUAAGAACAUGAAAAUGUAUCAUAGCAAACGAACAAGCAGUAGCUGUACCUGUAGCGGUACAGUGUGUAUUAAAAGCUACCUGAAGUAGGAGGUGAGAAGGGCCAGUACUUGAUGCUCAUCUUCUAAAGAGCUCCCGCCAUGUGAAGAUUUCAUGAGCUAUAUCUAGCAAACUGGCUCUGGCUUGUCGAAAGCACUCAUAUUUAUAAACAACGAACUGAGACAGAGACUGGCAAGGUGCUUGAGUGAGCAUUUUUGAGCGUGUAUUUUUACUAGAGUACCUCCAUACAACAUAGCAAUACCUUCUAAUACAGUUUCGGUCUCGUCAUCAUGUAGACCAGCUUACUACUCAGUCAAGAGUUCAUCUGGUCAUACAAUGAACUAAAACUACAGGCAGACAACUGUAACGAUCUGCAACAUCUCCCUUUCUACAUUCUUUCUGGCAGUGAGAGAGUUCUUCUUCUUUUCAUCAAUCCCAAUGCCAAUGCCAAUCGUAUCCUAGCUGCAUAGGGUUUCGACCACUCUAUUGAACAAGUCUUUCUAUCUAAUCCUUGAAAUAAUCUGAACUCGGCACGGCCACGGCCGCGUUAACUGGAUUGUCUUUCUUCCAAGUCUAGUUUCUUUUUGUCUCAUCACGUAUUUCUACACCUAAAACGAACCUGCAGAUAUCGUCAUGCAUGAAGAUGACGCAUUCUUAUCAUUUUCCCUUGCAUCUCGGACCUAAACGUGUCUUGUGUUCUUCGGAGCACGAGGACUCGCGCGAGGUCAUUUUUGCACAUUCAAGCGGAGGAAGAUCUGAACAUUUGUGACAAAACAGAUUUUUUACGAUCCCC
This is a messenger RNA of Amoebophrya sp. A25, 6296 nucleotides long. Lineage: Eukaryota; Dinophyceae; Syndiniales; Amoebophryaceae. The record is from the annotation of a GenBank genome assembly.